AUGGAGUUGCUUGGCUACGUAUUCAUGAACUUCCUCCAAGGGAAUCUCCCCUGGCAGGGCAUAAGUGCGGCAGCCAAGAACCAGAUGCACGUACAAAUCAUGGAGAGCAAGAUGACCACGCCAACCAAGUCCCUCUGUCAAGGCCAUCCCAAAGAAUUUGCCAUCUACCUCAACUACACACGCUUGUUGGGGUUCAAUGACAAGCCGGACUACCCCUACCUCCGCAGGCUCUUCCGCAACCUCUGCGUCUGCGAAGGCUUUACGCACAACUACGUCUUUGAUUGGUUCAUCAAGGCACGCAAAUAUAACCCAGCCGCCGCUGUCCCCACCUGCAAGCAGAUAGCCACCAAGGACCGUGAUCCCGCUCCCACACCGGCCUUGACAUGA
Puccinia triticina is the source of this 387-nucleotide messenger RNA. RefSeq lists its product as uncharacterized. Gene Ontology annotation, biological process: endocytosis; signal transduction; peptidyl-serine phosphorylation. The coding region runs from base 1 to 387 and encodes 128 amino acids. The record is from RefSeq and is a predicted model, not a curated record. Lineage: Eukaryota; Fungi; Basidiomycota; Pucciniomycetes; Pucciniales; Pucciniaceae. Gene Ontology annotation, molecular function: protein serine/threonine kinase activity. Gene Ontology annotation, cellular component: nucleus; cytoplasm. The transcript has a single exon.